AUUGCGAGUUCACCUGUAGCGUAGACUACCGAGGACGGAUUCAUGAGGCAUAUACCCUAGCUUCGGACAGAGCUAGAGUCUUGAUGUUGUCUGGCUGUCGGGGUGACUUCUGAGCGCCUCUGACGAGAGGUUCUUUCAGCUUAACAAGAUCAAUAUCCUACCAUGUCUAGAUGUACCUUGGAAAAUAUGUCUACCACUUGCGCUCGACGCACGCCGUGGAGAACACAGGCACAAGCUCGAAGCUUCUUUUUCAAGAGUCGACGAUCAUUUACAGCUACACCAAGGACAAGACUAUCAAUAGCUCGAGACUCGCCGGAUGUCCAGAAAGCCCAAGUCUAUUGCCAGAAUCUAGUCAGAAACUAUGACUCUCCGUCAUAUACAUUAGCUCACUUCAUUCGGCCGCACAUGCUACCGGCAUAUUUUGCCAUUAGGGCGUUCAACAUUGAACUAGCUCGGAUACCUGACGUGGUGUCAAUGCCGCAGAUUGGUGCGAUGAGGAUGCAGUUCUGGAGAGACACGAUCAACAAAAGCUUCGAGCUCACUCCUCCCCAGGAACCCGUCGCCAUUCUUCUAGCUUCCUACCUUAAGCAAGGUCACAAGCUCAACAAGACAUGGUUUCAGCGCAUCAUCACAGCCAGGGAUCGCAAGCUGACUCAUCCUGGAUUUACCAACCUCACAGAGCUGGAAUCUUAUGCUGAGUCAACAUAUUCCACACUGUUAUAUUUGAGCUUAUCUGCAUUGCCCCUGAAUUCUUUGAUGAUGGACCACCUGGCUUCUCACGUAGGCAAGGCCGCUGGUAUAACAGCUGUGCUUCGUGGUGUACCUUUGCUUGCAUUUCCUUCUCCACCGAAUCAACACUCAAACAACCCAGUCGGUCUGGGCAUGCCCACAACCCGGGAAAAGCAAGGCGCAAUCACGCUGCCGUUGGACGUCAUGUCUCAGUAUGGUGUUCGAGAGGAAGACAUUUUCCGAAAUGGAGGAGAUGCUGCCGGCCUGCGUGACGCCAUAUUUGCCGUUGCAACCCGUGCAUCGGACCAUCUUAUUACGGCCAGGACGAUGCUCAAGAAUGUUCGACAGAACCAAGAUCCUGGCCACGAAUUUGAGCACCUGAACGACGAAGGCCAUGAGCCCGGCAGAUAUGGCACGGAAGCCUCGAUGUCUGCCGACAAAAGGAAAGCUGAGAUAGAUGAAGGCUUCGGCAUUGUCAUGGGCCCGGCGGUGAGCACACAAUUAUGGCUCAACAGAUUGCAAAAAGUGGACUUUGACAUCUUCAAUGGUACCCUCCGGCAAGUCGAGUGGAAAUUACCGUUCCUCGCAUGGCUGCGUAGCAAAAGAGGAGAGCUUUGACGGCCGGCAGGUAGCUCACUAUCGGUCCGGUCGCAUCGAUUCUGAGAACACUUGCAGCUCGAGGGACUUAGGACGCCUACUUAAGGAAUGGGCUCACGCUUCCAUCGUGUUUCUCCGGCUUCUGCUCAGGAGCAUGGCAUCACCUUUCUUGCCGAGAAUGGCUUCAAGUGCGCCAAUAAGUGCUUGAGGGUCGUACAGCAUAACACCUUUGCUGCUUUUGCGACCAUACAAUUUGAGGCAAUCGAUGCCCACGGACGCGAGACGCUCCUUAUCGACCUCUGGAGUUCCGUCGCCACUCAAAUGCACAACAUGCGUAACAUAUCGACGAUAUAUCGAGGUCCCUUCUGCUGGCCGCGGCUCUUUAGGAGCGGAACCAGGAACAAGAAACUCGCCGUGGCGAGUUGUGGGCGAGGAAGCAACUGAUGACUUCAACGUGUCGUCUGAUCGAGAGGUAUGGAGGACAGGUCUCCAGGAAUUGCCACGAGACUGCUCACACGCUCUCGUAAUGGCUUCGACAAAGUCGAAUGCUGAGAAGGGAUUUGAGCUUGGGCCUGUCUCUCGAUCGAUGGAGCCAUUGAGGAUGAGGAUUUUGUGCCGGGCUGGGGUUGCGCGCAGUGCCUCACCGACUCCUUUGAGGACAAUGGAGGGAACAACGGAGGUAUAUAGCGAGCCGAUCGAGUAGACGAUUGCUUGAGCCUGUCUGACUGCUGACAGCACUCGAGGGUUGGCUGGUGGGAGCAUCUCCUGUCCGUAUGGAUUAAUGUAC
Messenger RNA from Exophiala xenobiotica, 2113 nucleotides. RefSeq lists its product as uncharacterized. The transcript is spliced from 2 exons. Gene Ontology annotation, cellular component: mitochondrion. NCBI's taxonomy places the organism in Eukaryota, Fungi, Ascomycota, Eurotiomycetes, Chaetothyriales, Herpotrichiellaceae. Gene Ontology annotation, biological process: mitochondrial respiratory chain complex I assembly; biosynthetic process. Bases 163 to 1347 code for a protein of 394 amino acids. The record is from RefSeq and is a predicted model, not a curated record.